AUGUCCUCCUCCGCACUAAAUGGCACUCAGAAACCCAACGGCGUCAACGGCCACCACUCUUCACAGCCGGUAUGGUCACCGAAGGAAGUUCUCGAUGGCCCUAAACGCACCUCCUUCGCAUUCGACUCGAUGGAAGACGCCCUAGCCGCUUUCAAAGCCGGAGAAUUCCUCGUAGUAAUGGACGACGAGAACAGAGAGAACGAGGGUGAUCUUAUCAUCGCUGCCAGCCAGUGCUCAACCGAGAAGAUGGCUUGGAUGAUCAAACAUACCAGCGGAUACAUCUGCGUCGCACUCCCGGGUGACCGGCUGGAGGAACUCAACAUCCCGAUGAUGGUUCCCGAGAACGAGGAUAGACACAGGACAGCUUACACCGUUACUGUCGAUUACAAGCAUGGCACGACAACAGGUAUCUCAGCACACGACCGCGCUCUAACCGUCCGAGCACUCGCCUCUCCUACCUCCCGCGCAGAGGACUUUAGCCGUCCAGGCCACAUGGUCCCCCUCCGCGCACGCACAGGCGGCGUCCUCACUCGCAAAGGACACACCGAAAGCGCAGUCGACCUCUGCCUCCUCACAGAUCAACCCCUCGCCGGUGUACUCUGCGAGAUCGUCAACGACGAUGCCCAGGGAACCAUGGCCAGACGGGAUGAUUGCAGGGCGUUUGCGGAUAGGUGGGGGGUGAAAAUGAUUAGUGUGGAGAUGUUGGCGGAGUGGAAGAGGAACAAGUUGGCCGGAGAGGGGCGGAAGUAG
Molecule: messenger RNA, 750 nt
Organism: Coprinopsis cinerea okayama7#130
Lineage: Eukaryota; Fungi; Basidiomycota; Agaricomycetes; Agaricales; Psathyrellaceae
Product: GTP cyclohydrolase II
Exons: 3
Coding region: 1-750 (249 amino acids)
Biological process (GO): riboflavin biosynthetic process; aerobic respiration
Cellular component (GO): mitochondrial intermembrane space; cytosol
Molecular function (GO): 3,4-dihydroxy-2-butanone-4-phosphate synthase activity
Source: RefSeq, a predicted model, not a curated record